Messenger RNA from Myotis daubentonii (Daubenton's bat), 4958 nucleotides. RefSeq names its product TOMM20-like protein 1. Gene Ontology annotation, cellular component: centriole; mitochondrial outer membrane translocase complex; ciliary basal body. The record is from RefSeq and is a predicted model, not a curated record. Lineage: Eukaryota; Metazoa; Chordata; Mammalia; Chiroptera; Vespertilionidae. Gene Ontology annotation, biological process: intracellular protein transport; protein import into mitochondrial matrix; protein targeting. Gene Ontology annotation, molecular function: transmembrane protein transporter activity.
GGAAGUGGGUGUUUACCCGCGGGCAACUGAAGGUGUUGUCCGAUGAGACCUGUGCCUGUGAGGCUGCCCGGCGUUCCGGAGACUCGGAGGCGUGAGUUUAGGUGUCCGGUGUUUGCAACUGGAGGGAUGUUCUUCAAAGCGGUGAAAAUUUUGUUCUGCAGUUUUAUGGACCCAGAAGAAAGUUCUGCUAUAGAAUUUCGAGACUAGUUUUGUUGCCAGUAAUAUGAAAGGCUCCGAGUAUAGCCCGGAAAAGAAAAGAAGGGUUAAAAUACCAGCGAAGAGGCUUCGGGAGGUAGCUUCUCCAAACCAGGGAGAGAAUUUGGCUUUGCUGAAAGACGAGCUGUCCUGUGUUGCUCCGGCGUUGUCUGCAAACAAACACCUUCCUUUUAGAACGGGGACUAGCGUGAAUGGAACGUUACGUGGUUCAUCAGACUUAGCUUCUGCUAGAAAUGAUUACCAGCCUCCAUUAGCAAACCCCCCUGUGUCAGAAAGUGGUUUUUCUAAAGAUGUUGCAGUGAAAGGGUUGCCUUUGGAUAAAAUAGAAGAGAACAAUAGACAGAAAGCAAAUGACAUCUUUAUUUCCCAGUACACCAUGGGACAGAAAGAUGCGCUCAGAGCAAUUUUAAAACAAAAGGCUCAGAGCAUGCCUGUUUUUAAGGAAGUAAAGGUACAGCUUUUGGAGGAUACAGGUACAGAAAAGGACACUGUUGCUCAGGAGCCUAGAACGUCACCCCGUGGCACUGACUCAGCUACAACUGUGGCUGCAGCAACUGCUGCCGCCAUUGCAACAGCAGCUCCACUGAUAAAAGUGCAGAGUGAUUUGGAAGCAAAGGUCAAUUCUGUUACAGAAUUACUCAAUAAGUUACAGGAGACUGAUAAACAGUUACAACGUGUUACAGAGCAGCAAGCAAGCAUUCAGAAUAAACACGAGAAACUACAUUGUCAUGAUCAUGAAAAGCAAAUGAAUGUGUUUAUGGAGCAGCACAUUCGGCAUCUUGAGAAACUACAACAACAACAAAUAGAUAUUCAGACUCAUUUCAUUAGUGCUGCGCUCAAGACUAAUAGCAUUCAGCCUGUCACUGUGCCUCCUAGAGCUGUGGAACACUGUUCUGUAAAACUAGACCAUUCUAAUCCUGGUAGCAGUGACCUAGCUUCACAUAACACGUUUGGUUGCAAACAAGCACCUUCAAGAGAGGUUGUAGAUAUGGGUUUUGAUAAACAGAAAUCUCCUUUGGAGACACCAGCACCUCGAAAGUUUGCUCCUAUACCUGUUUCAAAAGAUGAUAAAAUAUCAAAGAGGGAAAAUCCUGCAGAAGAAAAAGAAAACAUGGAGAUAUCAGGCCAUGCAGAAACUGUAAGACUAUUGGAACAAAUUUUGAAUAAUCAAGAUUCUUUGACAAGAAUAAAUGAAUCUUCAGACAAAACCUCACUAACUGGGACAAAAAUAGGAUGGAAUCCUGAAAGGAAAGACAGCAUUGCUACUCUAUUCUCUCAAAGAUUUCCUUCCUGUGAAGAACUAGGAGCAGCUAAGGUGACUGUGCAGAAGUCUGAUAAUGUUCUUCAUGAUCUUGGCCAAAAAAGGAAAGAAACAAAUGGCUUACUCCAGCCAAAAGAAUCUCUGCUUAUGUCGAGGCUUGCUGAUUUUCCACAGAAUUCCAUUAAGCUUCACACGACCAGUACAAGGUCCAUAUUGAAAGAAGCUGAGAAGAUUUUGAGAGGAGUGCAGAACAAUAAAAAAGUACUUGAAGAAAACCUAGAAGCUAUUAUUCGUGCAAAGGAUGGAACUGCCAUGUAUUCGUUUAUCAGUGCUCUAUCUAGCAACAGAGAGAUGUCAGAGAAGAUUCGGAUCAAAAAGACAGUGGAUGAGUGGAUUAAAACUAUUUCUGCAGAAAUUCAGGAUGAACUGGCAAAAAAGGAUGAACAGAGGAGAUUUGAUCAGAAGAAUCAACGGACCAAAAAAGCUCAGAAUAUGAGUAAAGAUACUAAAUCCAAUAAGCAAGACAAAACAGUAAAUAAUUCUGUAAUUCCAAGAAAACAUGGUCAAAACCAAAAAGAGGAACAUUUUAAAAAUCCACCUAUGAGGAGCAUGCUUGCUUCAAGCUUACAGAAAGAGAGAAAAGAAGGUUUUUUGAAAGCAACCGCAGCGAUACAAGAUGAAGAUUAUAUGUUACAAAUUUAUGGAAAACCAAUUUAUCAGUGCCAUCGCAGCACUCUUAAAAAAGGACCAUAUCUCAGAUUUAAUUCUCCAUCUGCUAAGUCCAAACCACAGAGACCAAAAGUAAUAGAACGGGUUAAAGGCACUAAAGUAAAGUCAAUAAGAACACAAACUGACUUUUAUGCAACAAAACCCAAGAAGAUAGAUUCUAAACUGCAGCAUUCCAUUGCUACACUGCCUCCUGGUGAUCAGCAGUAUUUGUUCAGCCCAAGCAGAGAAAUGCCUACUCUUUCAGGUACACUGGAAGGUCAUCUAAUUCCUAUGGCGAUUCUUUUAGGACAAACCCAAAGUAAUAGUGAUUCCAUGCCACCUGCUGGAGCAAUUGUAAACAAGCCACACCCUAUAACAGUGACUACUUCUAUUCCUCCAUCCUCUCGAAAACCAGCAACUGGAGUAAAGAAACCUAACAUAGCAAUUGUAGAAAUGAAGUCGGAAAAAAAGGACCCGCCUCAGCUUGCUGUACAGGUAUUACCCAGUGUAGAUAUUGACAGCAUUUCAAAUGUCAGCAUUGAUGUCAGUCCAUCUCUGCCUAGUCCCAAACAAGCAUCGCCUCCUCCUCUGAGCACAUGGAUGCAGACUCCAGAAUUAACGAAGGUAGAUGAAGAGGUGAAGUUUCCAGGAACUAACUUUGAUGAAGUAAUUGAUGUCAUACAGGAAGAGGAAAAAUGUGAUGAAAUUCCAGAAUAUUCUGAACCAAUUCUGGAGUUUAAUAGAAGUGUUAAAGUUGCUUCUACAAAAUAUAAUGGUCCUCCAUUUCCACCAGUUGCUUCUACUUUUCAUCCCACUGCUGAUAUUCUGGAUAAAGUAAUUCAGAGAAAAGAAACCUUGGAAAGUAGUUUAAUUCAGUGGGUAGAACAAGAAAUAAUGUCAAGAAUUAUCUCUGGGCUCUUUCCAAUCCAACAACAGGCCAUAGCUAAUGUCAGUGUUUCAGCCAGCGAGGCAAGUGAACCGUUGAGUUCUGACAUUGUGGAAGGAACAAGUGGUGGCGUCCUCCAGCUUUUUGUUGAUGCUGGGGUUCCUGUGAGCUCAGACAUGGUUAGUCAUUUUGUGAAUGAAGCUCUUGCUGAGACCAUUGCUGUCAUGCUGGGGGACAGAGAAGCAAAGAAGCAAGAUCUUGUCGCUCCAGGUGUUGCUGGGGACGUUUUAGCAAGUGAAACAUGCCUGCCGGCAAGAGUGUGUACCCCAGUGGCUACCCCACAGCCAACUCCUCCUCACUCACCUUCACCUCCUAAGGAGCACAUGUUGGUGAAAACUCCAGAUUCUUCUCCCUGUGAUUCAGAUCAUGAUACAGCUUUUCCUGUGAAAGAAAUAUUUGCCAAAAAAGGAAAUGACAUGCCUGCUGCCACACUUGUUAAUACUCCAACAGUUACCCCUGCUACUACACCUCCUCCUGCAGCUGCUCUUACCCCAACUUUGUCAGAGAUUUCCAUUGAUAAAUUGAAGAUAUCAAGUCCAGAGCUUCCCAAGCCAUGGGGUGAUGGCGACCUGCCAUUGGAAGAAGAGAAUCCUAACUCUCCUCAUGAAGAACUUCACCCGAGAGCUAUUGUAAUGUCUGUGGCCAAAGAGGAGGAACCUCAGAGUAUGGAUUUCCCUGCUCAACCUGUUCCUCCGAAGCCAGUUCCUGUGAUGCCACUUCCUGCUGGCACCAAGGCCCCAUCCCCCGUACAAAUGCCAAGUUCUGAUACCUCAACAAUGGAGAGCACCUUGAGCACUGAACCUGAAAGACACAUCUCUGAAGGAGAGCUUCUAUAUAACUAUGGUCAAAGAACAGCUCCCAAGAUUUUAGGACUAUAUCUGACAAACCUAAGUGAUAGCUUAUCCAGCACUCUACAUGAUGCCCAUGAUAUGGAAUAUGAUCCUCCCAGUGAAGUAGAAGUGAUUAGAAUGCCCCAUAAAAAAUGUCAUGGAGAUGCAAUUUUUUCUCUUCUUGAUAAACAAAACCAGGAAUCAGUAGUUCCACCGCAAGGUGUCUGUCAUUCAGAGGACUUGGAAAGCAGUCUGGGUGAAAGACAAAGGCCCGGGCUGACAGCAGCAGCAGAGAACUUACUGGGACAUCCUGUCUACAAGCAACAGCCUGUCGCUAAUGCAGAGUCUUGGCAUCAAAAAAGUACUCUUAAGCCUUUAUCUCAGCAGUUUGACACAGUUACAGGUGGUGGUUUUGAAGAUGCAUGUGCUAGUCAUGGUCCAAUGAGUUUGAAAGAAUUGGGGUUGCAGCCAGAUUCUCAUCUUGCUCUUCCCACAACACGUCCAACAGCACAAGAAAAUUAUGUUAAAUUAUCAGUAGCAGCUGGAGAUUUUCCUCAGUACCAACAAAAGCAAGACCAUGAUGCUAGGCAAGUUGAACACAAGCCAGAACAAACUCGUAUAAUACGUGUAAGAAGUAAAUCUGAUAUUUCACUUUCAGAGCAACAAGGAGGUAAAGCAGGACCGCCCUUCACUAGUCAGACGUCACCCACCAAGAUGUCUGUGACGCUACCCUCGGCGAACCUGGAGGACUGCCCUUCAUCCCCGAGCAUCCAGGGGAACUCAGAGUCCUCGGAAGCAGACACCUUCUGAAUGGGGAACGAGAACCACGACAGAAUUUGUGCCGCUGGUUUUGAGGUCAUUUUUCUCUGACAUAAAACCAUCUCUCACACUGUUUUGGUAUUGAGCGUAUUCUGAAAAAUUAUUUCUAAGCUUUUAUUAAAAUGAAAAGCAUAAUCUGAGUAGGUAAAAUUUUUAAAUAAAGCAUUUGAAAUGUAAA